This is a messenger RNA of Aspergillus ibericus CBS 121593, 974 nucleotides long. RefSeq names its product RTA1 domain-containing protein. The transcript has 2 exons. Gene Ontology annotation, cellular component: membrane. The coding region runs from base 1 to 837 and encodes 278 amino acids. Lineage: Eukaryota; Fungi; Ascomycota; Eurotiomycetes; Eurotiales; Aspergillaceae. The record is from RefSeq and is a predicted model, not a curated record.
AUGACAGAACUUCAACCCCGGGGCACCUACAUCUUCUGGUCCUACGUGCCAUCUCUCGGAGCAGCAGUCAUCUUCCUACUGCUCUUCAUCAUCCUCACCGGCUUGCACACCUGGAAGCUAUUCACCACCCGAACCUGGUUCUGCAUAUCCUUCACCCUCGGCGGAUUGUUCGAAGUAAUCGGCUACAUCGGCCGCGCCGCCGCCCACAGCAACACCACGACCAUGGGCCCGUACAUCGUAUCAAACAUGUUCAUCCUCCUCGGCCCGACCCUCUUCGCCGCCUCCAUCUACAUGACCCUCAGCCGGAUCAUCCGCUCCGUGCACGGCGAACACCUCUCCGUGAUCCGCAUCUCCCGCCUCACCAAGACCUUCGUCUGGGGCGACAUCCUCUCCUUCAUCGUCCAGGGUAAUUCCUCCUCCCUUUCCGUCCUGGGAUACCCACUCUACGGCAAGAUCUGCGUUCUCGUGGGUCUAGCCAUCCAGCUUCUCUCGUUUGCCAUCUUCUGGCUCACGGCCGUGGUGUUUGGGAAGCGGAUCCGACGCGCGCCGACGAGGGAGUCGUUGAAUCGUGAUUUGCCCUGGCAGCAGUCGCUGCAGAUGUUGUAUGUGGUGAGUUCGUUGGUUUUGGUGCGAUCGGUGUUUCGCAUUGUCGAGUAUGUGUUGGGGGAUGAGGGCUAUCCGUUGCGGCAUGAGUGGAUGAUGUAUGUGUUUGAUGGCGUGCCCAUGGUGGUGGUUAUGCUGGUGUUUUAUCUUUGGUAUCCGAGUCGGUUGCGGGGGUAUUUGGAUUUGGAUACCAGUGUGCCGCUGACGGCGACGACGGGGUAUAAUGGGGUGUGAUUGGGUUUUGUUUUGGGUUGUGUUUAGUUCGGUAUGUGUUAGCACUGGAUGCUUGUUGACGAUUUUGUUUUCGGGUAUUUGGUUGUUUAACGGUGUAUGACGUUUCAUCUCGUAUGAAUCCUAGAAAGAAAUGUAUA